Pneumocystis jirovecii RU7 is the source of this 2760-nucleotide messenger RNA. RefSeq lists its product as uncharacterized. NCBI's taxonomy places the organism in Eukaryota, Fungi, Ascomycota, Pneumocystomycetes, Pneumocystales, Pneumocystaceae. The transcript has 9 exons. Gene Ontology annotation, cellular component: nucleus. Bases 1 to 2760 code for a protein of 919 amino acids. The record is from RefSeq and is a predicted model, not a curated record.
AUGUAUACUACAACUGGACAAACCCAACAGUCAUCAAAAAAUACUAAACGCCGAAAAGCCCAUCACAUGGCUCAUGGCAGAGCUCAACUAGAUAAAACGUUUCAACGACACAAAAUGCUUAAAAGUAAAAACAAUUUAAAUAAAAACGACACUACAGAUAUAAAUGCAGUUAAUAGUGAGACAGAGGAGCAAAAAGAUGUGUCUAGUCAACAAAAUGGUUUAGACAAAGAUCAGGCUCAAAACAUUAAAUUAUACGAAAAAAAACAUAAAAUUAACUCUAAUGAACUUUUAAAGAAAUCUGCAACUCCUUUUAAUGAAAAAAAAAAUAAAAAAAUAAAUUCUUAUAAAACAAAUUCACAACUAUCAUCUGCCCCUAUUAUGAAAACCAAAGAAAAUAUUCAACCAAAAACAAACUCUAAAUUGAUAUGUUCUCCUCGGUUAGAAUGGUAUUAUGAAGAUGACACAAUUUUUUCAGGGGAGAAAAUAGAAAAAGAAUCAUUAGAAAAAUUAUAUAUAAAGGCAAAUAGGUAUCUUGAACUUGAGGAAGAAGCAUAUAAUGUUUCAACAUACAUAUCGUCGUCAGACAAACAUUUUUUUGAAAAUAUUAUGAAAUCAGGGACAUUAAGUGAUAAAAUUAGUGCAUUAACGUUAUCAAUUCAAGAAUCACCUUUGCAUUCGUCAAAGAAAAUGAGGAUGCUACUAAAUAUGACAAAAAAGAAGAAUAGAACCGAGGCUAUUCAAAGUGUACAAGCAUUAAAAGAUCUUUUUAUAUCAACAGUAUUACCAAAUAGGAAAUUAAAAUAUUUUAAACAAAAAUUUCUUGAUUCUAAAAAUAUAACCAAAAAAGAAUUAAUCAUAUGGGCAUUUGAAGAUUUUUUGAAAAAAUAUUAUUUCGAAUAUUUAGAAGUCCUUGAAAAUCUUUUGAAAGAUCCAUUGUCUUUUUUGCGAAUACGUGUAGUAACUUAUAUAUUUGAAUUGAUUAAAGACAAACCUGAACAAGAACAAAAUUUAUUAAGGCUUUUAGUAAAUAAGCUAGGAGAUUCCGAAAAAAAAGUUGCUUCAAAAACAUCAUAUUGUAUUUUACAGCUAACAGCAACUCAUCCUGCCAUGAAAGAGGUUAUUAUAUCUGAAAUAGAAAAACUUCUUUUUCGUUCUUCAGUAUCUCAGCAUGCACAGUAUUAUUCAAUAAUCACUCUUAAUCAAAUGGUUUUAUCAAGGAAAACAGCAAAUGUAGCAAAUUAUUUAAUUAAUAUUUAUUUUUUGUUUUUUACUAAACUUGUAAAAGCAUCACAAAAUACAGAUAAUUUAAAAAAGUUAAAAAGUCAAAAAGUUUUUCAGGAAACUAAAUAUAAUACAAAACAAUUAAAUAAUGAUGCGUCUAAUAUUUAUGAAAAAGAAAUAAAUUCGAAACUAAUUUUGGCAAUUAUAUCAGGAAUAAACAGAGCGUUUUCUUUUUCAGAAAUUGAUGAUAAAAUAUUUGAAACUCAUAUAAAUACUUUAUUUACAAUGGUACAUAACAUUAAUUUUAAUACAUCAGUUCAAGCAUUAAUUUUAAUUUUUCAAAUAUCAAAGCAUAAAGAAGCCAUAUUAGACAGAUUUUAUCGGACUUUAUACGAAUCAAUUCAAGAUUUUAGAUUAUUUAAUUCAUCUAAGCAAGCGAUGUAUCUUAAUCUUCUUUUUAAAGCUAUUAAAACGGAUACGAAUAAAACAAGAGUGAAAUCUUUUGUGAAAAGGUUAAUACAACAAGCUAAUAUGCAUCAAAUAACUUUUAUUUCCGGAAUAAUGAUUUUGCUUAAUGAGUUGGAAAAAAUUCAUCCAGAAAUAAAAUCUUUAUAUAAUAGAUAUAAAGUUCAAAAUAACAAGAAUGAUUCUACUAAUGCCUUAAAUAAGAAUAAGUUAUUUAUAAAAGGUAAUAAAAAUAUGUCUAGUUUAUCAAACACUUCAGAUAAAUAUGAUGCUCGUAAACGGGAUCCUCGUUAUACCAAUGUAAAUAUUUCUUAUUUAUGGGAGCUAAUUCCUUUUCUUCAUCAUUUUCAUCCUACAAUAUCUUUAUAUGCAAAAUCAUUGUUACAUGGUUAUCAAAUAAUAUCAAAGCCUGAUCUUUCACUAUAUACUCUUUCACAUUUUUUGAAUAAAUUUAUCUAUCGAAAUCCUAAAACUAAAACUAUAUCUCAAAAUCCUAUUACGUACUCAAUUUCUAAAAAAAAUAAAGAUACGUUUUCUUUAACUAAAUCUGAAACUUUCACGGAUCAACCUUUAAAUAAAAAAUCUUUCGUUGAUCAAAAAAUUGCACAUGUUCCUCCUGAUGAAGUCUUUUAUUACAAAUAUUUUUCUCAAAAACAUAAACAGAAUAUGAAUAGUAAAAAGAAAUUGACUAAAACAGUGCAAGCCAAUUUCUCUGAUAAUAUGAUUGAAGAUUUUGAUGAUUCAGAAAAUUUUGAUGAUUCAGAAAAUUUUGAAAAUGAUUUUGAGGAAAAUCAAGAUAUUUAUGAAAACGAUCUAAAUACUCAAGAAUUUGAUAAUAAUUACUUAAACUUUAAUGAAUCAGAAAGUGACUUAAUUGGUAGCGAUAAUUUUGAUCAUUUCGAUAAUACAAGCCAAAUGUCUAUAAAUGAAUCUAUAGAUGAUGCAACUUCAAUUACUUUAACUGGGUUAAAACGUAAAUCGAAUGAAAAAAAAGAUUAUGUUAAAAAGAAAAAAUUAAAACAAUUACCAAUUUUCGCACCUGUUGAUGAGUAUUCAGCUAUUUUAGAAUACUAA